AUACGUUUUUGUAUAUACAUGAUGCGUGUGCUUUGUUUUUGCAGCUUUAUUUUGUACGUGGUAUUGAUAGGUUAGUGUUGCUAUAUAGCUAGGUUAGUGUUUUCCCAUGUCCUUGGAAUUUUUGAACUUAUUCACUGUCCAGGCAAUCAUGGACAGCCAACUCUGGAGCCACCAACUGGUUAUUUCUGUCCCAACGUCAACGUCACUUACACUUGUCAUGACAGUAAUGUAACCUCAAUGACAUGGUUUGCUGAAAACAGAAACCGAGGAAUCCCGUAUGUACCAGCAUUUACCAGUAAUGAAUCCAUGAAGAAAUAUGACAGUUUCUACACACAAGCUACCAAUUUCAGUGUGGAUAUUGAGACAGAGAAGUUUAUCAGUGUGACAACUAUUCUGACUGUGAUCACUAGUGGCAUAGAGAAUGGGACAAACAUCACAUGUGUGACCUACAGAGGUGGAUACCCACUGGUUUCCUCUUCAAUCCUCUACUUUGCAGAUCUCCCUCGCUGGAAAAAUACGUUAGUGAUAAUAAUAUGCCCAGAGAAUAACACAGCAGUGCUCGAGCUUGGAGAUAUGUUUGAUGGAGGAGGAGUUCCAAUUGAUCACUACAUUAUUCAAGUGGACAAUGGCACACAGUUUGAAACUCCAGGCCCCACUUACAGUUUUGACAUCAUGUACAAUACUACACUGUCAGUGAACAUCUCAGCCCACAACUGUGCAGGAUAUAGUGAUCUCUUUCCACUUGAGAUACAAUGUAAACGAGAGGAUAUGCCUUCUACGAUUCCUACUACGACAGAAACGCCUAAUGCUGGCCUUUAUGAGCACUGGCUGGUAGUUUUGCUUGUAGUUGGGAUCAUUAUGCUAAUUGUCGUACUGCUUGUAAUAGGAAUUUCUGCACACCUCAUACAAAGGUGUAUAAAACACAGUUAGUUUCAUUAAAUUCACAGGGUAUUGAUUCACAACUUGUCUAUGUAUGUAUAGGAUCAAAACAAAUUCUCUCCAUUGCUACUAAAAUAAGAAUGGUUGACAGUGGGAGUAACACUAGGAUUGACUACCACAGCAAUACUGGAACCCCGGCACCUGCAGAAUACUCCUACAUCCCAGUAUGUGGGUAGUCGUAGCCCUAGACCAUCCCCCUAAAGAGGGAAAAGGUCUAGAGAUUUGCUGUAGUUGUCUAUUGUAUUGACUUGUACUGCAGGCUACCAAAUCAUUCCAUUCCAUUUAGCACGAAGUAUUUUCCAUUUCGGAUUGCACAACACAUGGAUGUACCACGAGUAGCUAGCUAAUAUGUUUCCUCUUGACACCAGGGGAAGUGUGAUGUGGUGGAGAACUCUGCUUAUGGUGUCCAUGUUCAAGGCUCAGCUGGUGAUAGACUGGAGCCAGACUACAACAUGGAGAACAACCCACUGUAUGAGAUGAGGAUACUGUCAAAUGAGGGACACUCACACAAGACACAAACACCAGCU
This is a messenger RNA of Geodia barretti, 1466 nucleotides long. The record is from the annotation of a GenBank genome assembly. Lineage: Eukaryota; Metazoa; Porifera; Demospongiae; Tetractinellida; Geodiidae.